GCUUCAGCCAAUCUGAAGAUUGUAGCGUCUGAUUGGCUGGCGAUCUCAAACCAGGAAGGUCGAAGGAUAUUAUCAUAUGGAUUGUAAACAAGAUGUCGAGGAGAGGAUAGUGUACAAAUCAAACCUCCAAACAGGUUUAUUUGGCCUCCAGAAAGUCAUGAGCAGCUGUUCAACCAGCCUGGCUCCUGCUCGCAGCUUCGGCUCAGUCUGCAGCCCGCAGCUCACUUCUUCUCUAACACAGAUGUCCAGCAUGUUGGACACUGCUGCAGAACAAAUGAUGGUCCAUAAAGACUUCCAGGCAGCCUUUGACACAUGCGACAGAGGCCUGGACUGUCUCACCAACAUGGAGCAAGAGGACAACAGAUGUGGAGAGUUUAAAGCUGGCUUCUGCAUCUUAGGAAUUCAAGCACUGGCUGAGCUGAAUCAGUGGCAUGGUGUUCUCUCCUGGGUCCUGCAGCAGUAUAAGCACCAGGAGAAAAUACCAGCUAAAAUAAUGCAGAUGUGCAUACUUCUUUACUCCAAGGUGGGAGAGCCAGCCGUGAUGCAGGAGGCAGCCAGAGUUUGGUUACACUGCCUAUCCAACAGCAGAGUAUCAGGGUUCGGGACUGUGGCGGAGCUGUACCUGCUGCAUGUCCUCGUGCCUCUUGGACACAGAGAUGAGGCUCUGGAGCUGAUUGUCGGUGAGGUUGGAAGUGUUGCAUUCACAGAAGACCAGAGACAGACGGCACUGGACGUGGUCGAAGAAAAAGAGCAACAGAAUCAAGAACCGCCUCUAAAUCCCGGGACAAGUCCAAACUCUGAGAUCACUGCACAUCCUGUCUCAACUCAAGGAUCUGUAAUCCGUAAACUUGCAGCCAUGCUCAGAUUUCUCUACAGAAAACUGUUGGUGACUAGCUCUGGCUCAUUCCCUCUACGGAGACUCUUUCUGGCUGCCGUCCUUCUCUACAUGCUUUUUUUCCGAAUGGAUCCAGCUCUUUCGUCUUCAUUCAUGUGGAUUUCCAAACUUCUUGAACUGCUCAGACAGAUGUGGAGUGCCAUGUUUGCACCGUACUAUCAGGUUCUCACUCAGAGACUGUAAAAGACUGAAGAUCACAAAAUGUUUUGUAAAUCAUUUUCAUUCAUUUUUACUUUGUUGUGUUGGUAAGAGAAUAUGGUUUAGCUUAUUUUUCAAGUUUCAUCAAACCUGUUUAAACAUC
This is a messenger RNA of Perca flavescens (yellow perch), 1196 nucleotides long. RefSeq names its product peroxisomal biogenesis factor 26 (gene pex26). Gene Ontology annotation, cellular component: peroxisomal membrane; peroxisome. Gene Ontology annotation, molecular function: protein-containing complex binding; ATPase binding. Lineage: Eukaryota; Metazoa; Chordata; Actinopteri; Perciformes; Percidae. Bases 77 to 1078 code for a protein of 333 amino acids. The transcript is spliced from 6 exons. The record is from RefSeq and is a predicted model, not a curated record. Gene Ontology annotation, biological process: protein import into peroxisome matrix; protein import into peroxisome membrane.